GCCUGGGUCGGUGCGCUGGCGAUGGGCAUGAUCUUCUUCUGUUCUCCUGUGGUCAGUAUGUUCACCGAUCACUUCGGAUGUCGGAAAACGGCUGUGUGUGGAGCGUUUGUGGCCUUCAUCGGUCUCCUCACCAGCUCCUUCGCCACGACUCUGGGUCUCUGGUACUUCACGUAUGGGAUUCUCUUCGGCUGCGGCUCCUCGUUUGCAUUCCAGCCAUCUCUGGUGAUCCUGGGUCAUUAUUUCCGCCAGCGUCUGGGUUUGGCGAAUGGUGUGGUGACGGCGGGAAGCAGUCUGUUCUCCAUGGGGCUGCCGGUGCUGUUGAAGAAAGUGGUGGAGCCGCUGGGUUUGCCCAGAACCUUUCAGAUCCUCAGUAUCUUCAUGCUGGUGCAGGCGCUGCUGGCCCUGGCCUUCAAACCGCUCCUGCCCAGCGGCAUGUGCCCGAUGCCUGGCAUGGCGCUGGACGGAGGGCCCUCGACUCCAGAGUCGGCCAGCAGGUGGCAGAAGGGACUGGCCAAAGUAAGGAGGUACUUCAACGUGCGGGUGUUCAGCAUUCUGACGUACCGCAUCUGGGCCUUUGGCGUCGCCACUGCUGUGCUCGGAUACUUCGUGCCCUACGUUCACCUGGUGAUCCUGCA
Danio rerio (zebrafish) is the source of this 635-nucleotide messenger RNA. RefSeq names its product solute carrier family 16 member 2 (gene slc16a2). Gene Ontology annotation, cellular component: plasma membrane. Gene Ontology annotation, biological process: transmembrane transport; thyroid hormone transport. Lineage: Eukaryota; Metazoa; Chordata; Actinopteri; Cypriniformes; Danionidae. The record is from RefSeq and is marked provisional. Gene Ontology annotation, molecular function: transmembrane transporter activity; thyroid hormone transmembrane transporter activity.